Nerophis ophidion (straightnose pipefish) is the source of this 13203-nucleotide messenger RNA. Its product is annotated as EH domain-binding protein 1-like protein 1. The coding region runs from base 256 to 5520 and encodes 1754 amino acids. Gene Ontology annotation, molecular function: protein binding. The transcript is spliced from 25 exons. The record is from RefSeq and is a predicted model, not a curated record. Lineage: Eukaryota; Metazoa; Chordata; Actinopteri; Syngnathiformes; Syngnathidae.
GCGCACGUGAGUCAGCGUUGAAAGUCAACUUGCCGCGUGGACGGGAGCGCGCGUGUCACCGUCACGGUCAGAGUCCGCCGUUACAUCAAAGUGCGCGCGCGCGUGCGCGAGAGUCCCGUGAACGUCGCGCGCGUGUCCCGCCCGGCACCAAACAGGGCCUUUUAAGGGGACGCGCAGACGUUUUUGCCGCCCCCCCCUUAAGACCUUCUUGUGGGGUACUUUCAGGACUUGGUCCGACCUCAGGACGAGUCCAAGAUGACGUCAGUGUGGAAAAGACUUCAGCGCGUCGGGAAAAAAGCGUCAAAGUUUCAGUUUGUGGCUUCUUACCAGGAAGUCGUCGUGGAGUGUAAGGAGAAAUGGCAACCAGACAAGCUGCGGGUGGUGUGGACCAGGAGGAACCGACGCAUGUGCACAAAGCUGCACAGUUGGCAGCCCGGCAUCAAGAACCCAUACCGUGGAACGGUUCUGUGGCAAGUCCCGGAGAACAUGGACAUCUCCGUCACACUUUUCAAGGACGCCGGCGCCGACGUCUUCGAGGACAAAGAGUGGACCUUCGUCCUGGAGGGUGAGAGCAAAGGCCACCGCAAGGUCCUGGCGUCGGCCGGCGUCAACCUGAAGAACUUCGCCAGUCUCACGCCGACCCAGACGGACCUGAACCUGCGCCUGAAGCCGCUCUCCGUCAAGGUGGUGGAGGCCUCGCUCAGGCUGUCGCUGGCGUGCAUCUUCGUCCGAGAGGGGAAAGCCACAGACGAGGACAUGCAGAGCCUCGCCAGCCUGAUGAGCGUCAAACCCGACGUGGCCAACAUGGACGAUUUCAACGAGAGCGACGAGGACGGCGACGACGCCAAGGCGGCGGUCGUUCCACGCACUCUCACCCGCCCCAAUCGCCCCGCCCCCCCUCCGCCUGAGCCCGCUGACACCUUGCCAGCGGCUGUCCCGUAUCAGCGGCGCCCGCCGGAGGACCCGACGCCACACGCCGCCAGCGCCGCGUCGGCCCAUGUUUUCGCAGCUCAACUUGUCAAGUCCGACCCCCGCCCUCCCUCCCCCUCGCCAUUCAGCGCCGAAGCCCCGCCCCUCGCGGCGACCGCCUCCGUAGCCCCUCCCAUCGCUGGUAACGUCCUCCCGGUGCCCCUGUUGAGUCGCCCUGACCUCGACGCCCUCUGUGAGCCCGCCCCCCCGACUCUCCGCCCCGCCCUCCCGCCUUCCUCGCCGCCCCGCUCGUCCUCUCAGCUCAGGGCCCCGCCCACAGAGGCCACGCCCCCACUCGACCUCGCCGCGAAGACCGCAGCACCUGUUGCCAAGGAAGCCGAUGACAUCACAGCAUCCAACCCACCAAUCGCAGCACAGCACGGCAAGGUGGCAGGGGAGGGCAGUCCCGCCCCUCCCCAAUCUGAGGCUGUAAUAGCCCCGCCUCCUCCGUGGCCCUUUUGCGAGAGCUCCGCCCCCCAGCCGCCCUCCUCCACGGCCAAGCAAUCAAAAGGAGGCACGAGCCUCCUCUCUCACCACCGCUCCACCUUGGACGAGCAGGAGGGCGAGCGAGGAGAGGAGAGGAAGCGACGUGAGCAGGAGAGGAGGAGGCUGGUGGAGGAGGAGAAGAGGAGACUGUUGAAGGAGCAGGAGGAGGCCAGGAAGCUGAAGGAGAGGAGGAGGCGCGAGCAAGACCGACUCCUGGAGGAAUGGAACAUCAUGCGAGAAGAGGAGGACAGGAGGAGGAGGAGCACGUUGGUGCAGAAAGAGAAGGAGCAGCAGAAAUGGAAAGACAAGGAGGAACGACAACAAGAGAGGUGGAGCAGAGAGGGAGAGACGAAGGUGGUCCACAGAUUAGAGGAGAAAGCGAGGAAGGAGGAGACGAGGAAAAAGGAGGAGGAAGAGAGUGAUACAAGGAAGGAAGAAGAUGCGAAGAGAAGGAGCGAGGAGGAUAGGAGAGAGAAAGAAGGAGAGGAGAAAAGACAUGAAGAAAGGAGGAGAUACGAAGAGGAGGUGAGAAGGAGAAAGAGGGAGAAGGAACGGGAGGAGAUGGAGCAGAGGAGAAAAGAGGAGGAGGCGGGAAAGAGGGCAGAGGAAGUGAGGAGGAACAAGGAGGAGGAGGAGAGGAAGAGGAAAGAUGAAGCGGAGCAGCAGAGAGUCAAGGAGGUAAAGAGGAGGCUGGAGGAGGAGGAGAGGAAUAAAAAAGGGGAAGAGGAGAGGAAGAAAAAGGAGGAAGAGAGAAAAAUUAAGGAGGAAAAAGAGAGGAAGAGGAUUGAGGAGGAGAGAAAGAAACAGGAAGAAGAGAGGAGGAGGAAGGAUGAGGAAAGCAGGAAGAAGCUGGAAGAGGAAAGAAAGAGGAAGGAGGGAGAGGAGAGGAAGAAAAAAGAGGAAGAAGAGAGGAAACAGAAGGAUGAGGUGGAGAGGAGGAAGAAACUGGAAGAGGAAAAAGAACAAAAGGAAAAUGAGAAGAAGAAAAAGGAGGAAGGGGAGAGAAAGGAAAUGGAGGAAAAGAAACGGCAGGAGAAAGGCCGGCUGGAGGAGGAGAAGAAGAUGAAAAAGGAGGAAGAGGAGAGAAAGAGGAAGGAGGGAGAGGAGAGGAAGAAAAAAGAGGAAGAAGAGAGAAAACAGAAGGAUGAGGUGGAGAGGAGGAAGAAACUGGAAGAGGAAAAAGAACAAAAGGAAAAUGAGAAGAAGAAAAAGGAGGAAGGGGAGAGAAAGGAAAUGGAGGAAAAGAAACGGCAGGAGAAAGGCCGGCUGGAGGAGGAGAAGAAGAUGAAAAAGGAGGAAGAGGAGAGAAAGAGGAAGGAGGAAGAUGAGAAGAGGAAGAAGGUGGAAAGGGAGAGAAAGAAGGAGGAAGAGGAGCUGAAGAGAAAGGAGGAAGAGAGAAAAAUUAAGGAAGAAAAGGAGAGGAAGAGGAAUGAGGGGGAGAGAAAGAAAGAGGAAGAAGAUGAGAGGAGGAAGGAUGAGGAACGAAGGAAGAAGCUGGAAGAGGAUGAAAUGAAAGAGGAGGAGGUAAAGAAAAAGAAGGAAGAGGAAGGAAAGAGGAAGAUGGAGGAGGAGGGGAAGAAAAAAGAAGAGGAGGACAGGAAGAAAAAGGAGGAAGAGAGAAAGAUUAAGGAGGAAAAGGAGAGGAAGAGGAAUGAGGAGGAGAGAAAGAAACAGGAAGAAGAGGAGAGGAGGAAGAAGCUAGAAGAGGAAAGAAAGAGGAAAGAGGAAGAGGAGAGAAAAAGAAAGGAUGAGGUGGAGAGGUGGAAGAAGCUAGAAGAGGAAAAAGAACGGAAGAAAAAGGAAGAAGAGGAGAGAAAGAAAAGGGAGGAAGAGGAGAGAAAAAGGAGGGAUGAGGUGGAGAGGAGGAACAAGCUAGAAGAGAAAAAAGAACAAAAGGAAAAGUUGAGGAAGAAAAAGGAGGAAGAGGAGAGAAAGGAAAAAAAGAGGCAGGAGAAAGAUCGACUGGAGGAGGAGAAGAUGAAAAGGAACGAAGAGGAGGUAAAGAAAAAGGAGGAAGAGGAACGAAAGAGGAAGGAUGAUGAGAGAAAGAAAACCGAGGGGGAGGAGAGGAAGAAAAAAGAGGAAGAGGAGAGGAAACGGAAUGAUGAGGCGGAGAGGUGGAAGAUGCUUGAGGAGGAAAAUAAACAGAAGGAAAAGGAGGAGGAAAAAAGGAGAGAAGAAGAAGAGAUGGAGAAGAGAAGAAAGGAGGAGGUUAAAAAAAAAGAAGACAUAAAGAGGCAGCAGGAAGAGGAGAGGACAUGUCUCCAUCUGCUGGACAAAAGCUGCAUGACACCUUCAAGUCUCAGCCAAUCAGCAGAGAGCAAGUCACUCAAUCAGAGGGAAAGUGUUGAGGUCGACGCCAAGGCCCCGCCUCCCACCCUCCAAGGGGACUCCUCCCAGCCGGACCACAAGGCGCCACCAAAGACUGCAGGGGAGGGGGACAACCCGUGGAGGAUGGGGGAGGGGACAGCAAAGGGGGCGGGACCUCGGAGGAAGGAGGAAGAGGAGGAGUCAGUAGGACCUGCUGUCCGCCAUGGCGACCAUGAUGAAAGUGGCGCCGACAUGAAGAUGGCGGAGACUCACCAUGACACCAAAAUGGCCACCAUUUCCGAAGAAGAAGAAGAAAGUCCUAACAUCUGCCCUGUGGAGGAGGAGGAGCGGCUCCUAUUGGCUAAAAUCCACGUGAUGACCUUUGAUACGUCCCCGGUCACCAGGAAGCGCCUCGUUCCUGCCCCAGGAGAGAUCCACCAUGACGUCCUGGAGGCGGUGUCCGACAUCCCGGCGAAUGGCGGGGAGUCGCCAAAGCGGAGGCGAGAAGAGGACGCGUCACCUGACCAAUGGGGCGCCCCCCCUGAUGGCGUGUCACGUCAGUCCGGUAGCACACCAGUCAGAGAGGAGGCUGAUGGGAAGGACGACAACGGCGGCGAGGACCUGGUGACCCCCAGCCAGUUGCUGCUGAGGUGGUGUCAGGAGGUCACGGCCGACUACGCCGGGGUCCGGGUCACCAACUUCAGCACUUCCUGGAGGAACGGCUUGGCCUUCUGCGCCAUCCUGCACCACUUCCACCCCGACCUCAUAGAUUUUGAUUGCCUGAAGUCACAUGACAUCAAAAUGAACAACAAGAAGGCCUUUGACGCCUUGGAGUCCUUGGGCAUCUCCCGCCUGCUGGAGCCGUCAGACAUGGUCCUGCUGUCGGUCCCAGACCGCCUCAUCGUGAUGACGUACCUCAGCCAGAUCCGGGCACACUUCACCCAGCAGGAGCUCAGCGUGCUGCACAUCGAGCGCAACGCCGGCCAAUCCAGCUACGGCCCCGCCCUCGCCGGCCCGCCGCCCUCCGACGUCCAGGCCGCCGCCUUCUGUGUGGCGCGGCUCAAUGAGGGGGAGGGACUGCAAGAGGGAGGGGCCUCCUUGCUGGUACCGCCCCCCAGAUCCAAGAGAACCACCCAAGGAGAGGUCCCGGGUCCCAAGUCCAGCUCCCAGGCCGCCAAGUCCAGACCUCCGCAGGGCGAGGGCGAAAGCAUCAACCCGGCCUCGGGAACCACGCGGGAACCUGAGGACAAGACCAUGCGCCUGCAGGACACGGGUCAGUACGUGCUGAGCGAGCUGGUGGCGUUGGAGGCGGAGCAAAAGCACAUCGACACCAGGGCGGCGGUGGUGGAGCGGCGCCUGCGGAGCCUCAUGGAGACGGGAAGUGACCGCCACGAGGAGGAGAGGCUGAUCCAGGAGUGGUUCACGCUGGUCAACAAGAAGAACGCUCUGAUACGGCGACAGGACCACCUGGAGCUUUUGCAGGAGGAACAGGACCUGGAGAGAAAGUUUGAACUGCUGACGCGGGAGCUGCGAGUCAUGAUGGCGAUUGAAGACUGGCAGAAGUCGCGCGCUCAUCACGAGCGUGAGCAGCUUCUCCUCCAGGAGCUGGUGUCCCUGGUCAACCAGCGCGAUGACGUCAUCAGAAGCAUGGACGCCAAGGAGCGAGGGGCGCUGGAGGAGGACGAGCGUCUGGAGCGCGGCCUCGCCAUGAGGAGGAGGAAGUACGACGACAAGGACAAGUGCGUCCUGCAGUGACACGCCCACGCCAGCGCGUGUUUGGACGUGUUGCCGUGGCGACUGAACACUUUUAUUUAAGAGUACGUGUGUUGGUGUGUAGAUUUCUACUUCAUGCUGUGUACUUCCAUGUAGUUUUUGUACCCGAUGGCAUGAGCUGGACUCAACACGGCGGCCGCCUGUUCGGUGGGUGGGAGCGAUACGGUACGACGGUGCGAUCUGUGGUGUUACCAGUGGGACGUUGGUGACGAUAUCAGUGACAUCUAUGAUGACCUCAUUGUUUAUAUCAACAACAUCCAUGAUGCUACCAGUGGAGAUAUCAGUGGGACACUGGGGGUGAUAUCAGUGACAUCAACGAUGACCUCAUUGAUGAUAUCAGGAAGAUUAGUGGCGGUAUCCCGACAUUCAUGAUGUUAUCAGCAGAUAUAUGAAUGACGUCAGUGUGACAUCAUCAUUGGUAAUAUCAAUGAUAUUCAAGACAUCGUCAGUGGCAGUAUCAAUAUGACAUUUGGUGACAAUUGCUGUGAUAUCUACGAUGACAUCAUUGACAACAACAGUAAGAUUAGUGGCGAUAUCACGACACACAUGAUGUUACCAGCGGCAAUAUCGAUGACAGUAUGACAUUAGUGGCGCUGUCAAUGAUAUCCACAUCAUCAGCAGCAGUAUCAAUAUAACAUUUGGUGACAAUUUCAGUGACAUCAGCGUGACGUCUAACGUGACGAUAUCAGUGACAUCUACGAUGACAUCAUUGACGAUAACAGUAAGAUUAGUGGCGAUAUCACAACAUCUAUGAUGCUAUCAGCGGCAAUUUCGAUGACGUCAAUAUGAAAUGAUCAGUGGCGAUAUCAGUAAUAUCACAACAUCAUCACGGCAGUAUCAAUAUAACGUUUGGUGAUCAUUUCAGUGACAGCGUGACGUCUAUGGCGACGAUAUCAGUGACAUCUACGAUGACAUCAUUGACGAUAACAGUAAGAUUAGUGGCGAUAUCACGACAUCUAUGAUGCUAUCAGCGGCAAUUUCGAUGACGUCAAUAUGACGUUAUCAGUGGUGAUAUCAGUGAUAUCACACCAUCAUCACGGCAGUAUCAAUAUAACGUUUGGUGAUCAUUUCAGUGACAGCGUGACGUCUAUGGUGACGAUAUCAGUGAAUCUGCGAUGACAUCAUUGACGAUAACAGUAAGAUUAGUGGCGAUAUCACGACAUCUAUGAUGCUAUCAGCGGCAAUAUCGAUGACGUCAAUACGAAAUGAUCAGUGGUGAUAUCAGUGAUAUCACACCAUCAUCACGGCAGUAUCAACAUAACGUUUGGUGACAAUUUCAGUGACAUCAGCGUGACGUCAAUGGUGACGAUAUCAGUGACAUCUACGAUGACAUCAUUGACGUAACAGCAAGAUUAGUGGCGAUAUCACGACAUCUAUGAUGCUAUCAGCGGCAAAAUCAAUGAUGUCAGUAUGAAAUGAUCAAUGGCGAUAUCAGUGAUAUCCACAACAUCAUCACAGCAGUAUCAAUAUAACGCUUAGUGAUCAUUUCAAUGACAGCGUGACGUCAAUGGUGACGAUAUCAGUGACAUCUGCGAUGACAUCGUUGACGAUAACAGUAAGAUUAGUGGCGAUAUCACGACAUCUAUGAUGCUAUCAGCGGCAAUUUCGAUGACGUCAAUAUGAAAUGAUCAGUGGCGAUAUCAGUGAUAUCACACCAUCAUCACGGCAGUAUCAAUAUAACGUUUGGUGACAAUUUCAGUGACAUCAGUGUGACGUCAAUGGUGACGAUAUCAGUGACAUCUACGAUGACAUCAUUGACGAUAACAGCAAGAUUAGUGGCGAUAUCACGACAUCUACGAUGCUAUCAGCGGCAAUAUCAAUGAUGUCAGUAUGACAUCAGUUGCGAUAUCGGUGCAUCCAUGACAUCAUCAGUGGCGAUAUCAGUGAUAACCACAACAUCAGUGGCAGUAUUAAUACGACAUUUGGUGACAUCAGUGUGACGAUAUCAGUGAAUCUGCGAUGACAUCAUUGACGAUAACAGUAAGAUUAGUGGCGAUAUCACGACAUCUAUGAUGCUAUCAGCGGCAAUUUCGAUGACGUCAAUAUGACAUUAUCAGUGGCGAUAUCAGUGAUAUCCACAACAUCAUCACGGCAGUAUCAAUAUAACUUUUGGUGACAAUUUCAGUGACAUCAGCGUGACGUCUAUGGUGACGAUAUCAGUGACAUCUGCGAUGACAUCAUUGACGAUAACAGUAAGAUUAGUGGUGAUAUCACGACAUCUAUGAUGCAAUCAGCGGCAAUAUCGAUGACGUAAUUAUGAAAUUAUCAGUGGCGAUAUCAGUAAUAUCACAACAUCAUCACGGCAGUAUCAAUAUAACGUUUGGUGACAAUUUCAGUGACAUCAGCGUGACGUCUAUGGUGACGAUAUCAGUGACAUCUACGAUGACAUCAUUGACGAUAACAGUAAGAUUAGUGGCGAUAUCAUGACAUCUAUGAUGCUAUCAGCUGCAAUAUCGAUGACGUCAAUAUGAAAUUAUCAGUGGCGAUAUCAGUGAUAUCCACAACAUCAUCACGGCAGUAUCAAUAUAACGUUUGGUGAUCAUUUCAGUGACAUCAGCGUGACGUCAAUGGUGACGAUAUCAGUGACAUAUAUGAUGAUAUCAGCGGCAAUUUCGAUGACGUCAAUAUGACAUUAUCAGUGGCGAUAUCAGUGAUAUCCACAACAUCAUCACGGCAGUAUCAAUAUAACGUUUGGUGAUCAUUUCAGUGACAGCAGCGUGACGUCAAUGGUGACGAUAUCAGUGACAUCUACGAUGACAUCAUUGGCGAUAACAGCAACAUUAGUGGCGAUACCACGACAUCUACGAUGCUAUCAGCGGCAAUAUCGAUGACGUCAAUAUGACAUCAGUGGCGAUAUCAGUGAUAUCCACAACAUCAUCACGGCAGUAUCUUUAUAAUGUUUGGUGACAAUUUAAGUGACAUCAGCGUGACGUCUGUGGUGACGAUAUCAGUGACAUCUACGAUGACAUCAUUGACGAUAACAGCAAGAUUAGUGGCGAUAUCACGACAUCUACGAUGCUAUCAGCGGCAAAAUCAAUGAUGUCAGUAUGACAUCAGUGGCGAUAUCGGUGACAUCCAUGACAUCAUCAGUGGCAAUAUCAGUGAUAACCACAACAUCAGUGGCAGUAUUAAUACGACAUUUGGUGACAUCAGUGUGACGAUAUCAGUGACAUCAUUGACAUAACAGCAAGAUUAGUGGUGAUAUCACGACAUCUAUUAUGCUACCAGCGGCAAUAUCAAUGAUGUCAAUAUGACAUCAGUGGCGAUAUCGGUGACAUCCAUGACAUCAGUGGCGAUAUCGGUGAUAUCCAUGACAUCAUCAGUGGCAGUAUCAAUACGACAUUUGGUGACAUUAUUGACAUAACAGUAAGAUUAGUGGCGAUAUCACGACAUCCAUGAUGUUAUCAGCGCCAAUAUCAAUGACGUCAGUAUGACAUCAUCAGUGGGGAUAGCAGUGACAUCCAUGACAUCGUCAGUGGCGAUAUUGGUGAUAUCCACAUCAGCGGCAGUAUCAAUAUGAAAUUAGGUGACAUCAGUGUGACAUAAAUGGUGACGAUAUCGGUGACAUCAUUGACUACAACACCAAGAUUAAUGGCGAUAUCACGACAUCAGGAUAUCGGCGGCAAUAUCAAUGACGUCAGUAUGACAUCAGUGGUACUUUCGGCGACAUCCAUGACAUCAUCAGUGGCGAUAUCAGUGAUAUACACAACAUGAGCGGCAGUAUCAAUAUGACACUUGGUGACAAUUUCCAUGACGUCCGUUGUGACGGCAUUCAUGAUGACAUCAUUGGUGGCGAUAUUUGGGACAUCUACGAUGACCUCAUUGACGAUACCAGUGACAUCGUCACUGACGUAUUCAGUGGCAAUAUCAGUGAUAUCCACAACAUCAGCGGCAGUAUCAAUAUAACGUUCGGUGACGUCAAAGGUGACGAUAUCAGUCACAUCUACGAUGACAUCAUUGACGAUGACCAUAAGAUUAGUGGUGAUAUCCCGACAUCCAUGAUGUUAUCAGCGGCAAAAUAUCAAUGACGUGUGUAUGACAGUGGCGAUAUUGGUGACAUCCACAACAUCAGUGGCAGUAUCAAUAUGACAUUUGGUGACAUCAGUAUGACGUAAACGGUGACGAUAUUGGUGACAUCAUUGACAAUAACACUUAAGAUUAGUGGCGAUAUCACAUCAUCCAUGAUAUCAAUAUAACGUGAUGUACACACCAUCAGCGGCAGUAUCAAUAUAACCUUUGGUGACAUCAGUAUGACGUCAAUGGUGACGAUAUCAGUGACAUCUACGAUGACAUUGACGAUAAAAGUAAGAUUAGUGGCGAUAUCACGACAUCUAUGAUGCUAUCAGCUGCAAUUUCGAUGACGUCAAUAUGAAAUGAUCAGUGGCGAUAUCAGUGAUAUCCACAACAUCAUCACAGCAGUAUCAAUAUAACGUUUGGUGACAAUUUCAGUGACAGCGUGACGUCUAUGGUGACGAUAUCAGUGACAUCUGCGAUGACAUCAUUGACGAUAACAGUAAGAUUAGUGGCGAUAUCACGACAUCUACGAUGCUAUCAGCGGCAAUAUCGAUGAUGUCAGUAUGACAUCAGUUGCGAUAUCGGUGCAUCCAUGACAUCAUCAGUGGCAAUAUCAGUGAUAACCACAACAUCAGUGGCAGUAUUAAUACGACAUUUGGUGACAUCAGUGUGACGAUAUCAGUGACAUCAUUGACAUAACAGCAAGAUUAGUGGUGAUAUCACGACAUCUAUUAUGCUACCAGCGGCAAUAUCAAUGAUGUCAAUAUGACAUCAUCAGUGGCGAUAUCGGUGAUAUCCACAACAUCAGUGGCAGUAUCAAUACGACAUUUGGUGACAUCAUUGACAUAACAUUAAGAUUAGUGGCGAUAUCACGACAUCCAUGAUGUUAUCAGCGCCAAUAUCAAUGACGUCAGUAUGACAUCAUCAGUGGGGAUAGCAGUGACAUCCAUGACAUCGUCAGUGGCGAUAUUGGUGAUAUCCACAUCAGCGGCAGUAUCAAUAUGAAAUUAGGUGACAUCAGUGUGACAUAAAUGGUGACGAUAUCGGUGACAUCAUUGACUACAACACCAAGAUUAAUGGCGAUAUCACGACAUCAGGAUAUCGGCGGCAAUAUCAAUGACGUCAGUAUGACAUCAGUGGUACUUUCGGCGACAUCCAUGACAUCAUCAGUGGCGAUAUCAGUGAUAUACACAACAUGAGCGGCAGUAUCAAUAUGACACUUGGUGACAAUUUCCAUGACGUCCGUUGUGACGGCAUUCAUGAUGACAUCAUUGGUGGCGAUAUUUGGGACAUCUACGAUGACCUCAUUGACGAUACCAGUGACAUCGUCACUGACGUAUUCAGUGGCAAUAUCAGUGAUAUCCACAACAUCAGCGGCAGUAUCAAUAUAACGUUCGGUGACGUCAAAGGUGACGAUAUCAGUCACAUCUACGAUGACAUCAUUGACGAUGACCAUAAGAUUAGUGGUGAUAUCCCGACAUCCAUGAUGUUAUCAGCGGCAAAAUAUCAAUGACGUGUGUAUGACAGUGGCGAUAUUGGUGACAUCCACAACAUCAGUGGCAGUAUCAAUAUGACAUUUGGUGACAUCAGUAUGACGUAAACGGUGACGAUAUUGGUGACAUCAUUGACAAUAACACUUAAGAUUAGUGGCGAUAUCACAUCAUCCAUGAUAUCAAUAUAACGUGAUGUACACAACAUCAGCGGCAGUAUCAAUAUAACCUUUGGUGACAUCAGUAUGACGUCAAUGGUGACGAUAUCAGUGACAUCUACGAUGACAUCAUUGACGAUAACAGUAAGAUUAGUGGCGAUAUCACAUCAUCCAUGAUGUUAUCAGCGGCAAUAUCAAUGACGUGAGUAAUGACAUCAGUGGCGAUAUCGGUGACAUCAGUGGCAGUAUCAAUAUGACAUUUGGUGACAUCAGUGUGACGUAAACGGUGACGAUAUUGGUGACAUCAUUGACAAUAACACUAAGAUUAGUGGCGAUAUCACAUCAUCCAUGAUAUCAAUAUAACGUGAUGUACACAACAUCAGCGGCAGUAUCAAUAUAACCUUUGGUGACAUCAGUGUGACGUCAAUGGUGACGAUAUCAGUCACAUCUACGAUGACAUUAUUGACGAUAACCAUAAGAUUAGUGGCGAUAUCACAACAUCCAUGAUAUCAGCGGCAAUAUCAAUGACGUCAGUACGACAUCAUCAGUGGUAAUAUCGGCGACAUCCAUGACAUCAGUGGCGAUAUCCGUGAUAUACUCAUUGAUGAUACCAAUGACAUCGUCAAUGAUGUCAUCAGUGGCAAUAUCAACGAUAUCCACAUCAUUAGCGGCAGUAUCAAUAUAACGUUUGGUGACAUCAGUGACAUCUACGAUACCCAUAAGAUAAGUGGUGAUAUCACAACAUCCAUGAUAUCAGCGGCAAUAUCAAUGACGUCAGUACGACAUCAUCGGUGGUAAUAUCGGCGACAUCCAUGACAUCAGUGGCGAUAUCCGUGAUAUACUCAUUGAUGAUACCAAUGACAUCGUCAAUGAUGUCAUCAGUGGCAAUAGCAACGAUAUCCACAUCAUUAGCAGCAGUAUCAAUAUAACGUUUGGUGACAUCAGUGUGACGUCAAUGGUGACGAUAUCAGUGACAUCUACGAUACCCAUAAGAUUAGUGGCGAUAUCCCGACAUCCAGGCUGUUAUCAGCGGCAAAAUCAAUGACGUCAGUAUGAUAUCAUCAGUGGCGGUAUCGGUGACAUCCAUGACAUCGUCAGUGGUGACAUCCACAUCAUCAGCGGCAGUAUCAAUAUGACAUUUGGUGACAGUAUGACAUAAAUGGUGACGAUAUCGGUGACAUCAUUGACAAUAACACUAAGAUUAGUGGCGAUAUAACAACAUCCAUGAUAUCAGCGGCAAUAUCAACGAUUUCAGUAUGACAUCAUCAAUGCUAAUAUUGGCGACAUCCAUGACAUCAUCAGUGAUACACACAACAUCAGCGGCAGUAUCAAUAUGACAUUUGGUGACAAUUUCAUUGACAUCAGUGUGAUGGGAUGUCAGUGGUGACAGUAUCCGUGACAUCGGUGAUGACAUCAUUGCUGGCGAUAUCAGUGACAUCUACGAUGACCUCAAUGACAUCAUCAUGUCAUCCGGUGGAAUAUCAGUGCUGCAUCAUUGGUGACGAUAUCAGUGACAUCCUGGUGCUCUCUAACAUUAUUGGCAUUAUUAGGGACAUUGAUGACAUCAUCAGUGAAAAUAUCAGCAUGACAUCAUUGGUGACAUCAUUGAUGACAUCAGCAACAUCCGUGUUGCAAGUGGGAAUAUCAAUGAGAGUGAUGACGUCAGUGUCGAUAUCUGUGUGACACGGGUGAUGAUGUCAGUGUCAUUUGUGAUAACAUCAUUGAUACCAGUGACAUUGGUGGCAAUAUCGCCGACGGAAUCGGUGACGAUAUCAAAAGUGGCCAUUUCGAUGGCGCCCGUGACGUCAUCAGCGGCCAUACCGGCCUCCACAUGCUGCAGGAUGCAGUCACGUCAGCGGCCAGGGGGCGGGGCCAACUGUUGGACUCCUUUUCGGCCGGCAGGUGGCGCCACCGAACCUAUGCUUGGAAAAUGUGGAAUAAUGUUUGAGAAAAAAAAAAAAAAAAACAGAAUCUUAUUAAAAAAAACACGAUAUUUAUUACAA